AUGUCCUGCCCUCUACAUCUCACUUUUCUUUAUAUUCUAUUGUGGCAUAUCGAACAACCUACUGCUCUUCAACUCCUACCAAGCGCACACACUGGAUCGAUUAGUAUCGACACUGCUCAGGUAACUGCUGUCGUAUUCUUACCUACCGGCCGACAUCUUGUUUCUGGUGGAGAAGAUGGUGUAGUAGCAUGUUAUCGAAUUCCUCAAGCUGGUAUGAUGUCACCAGGAAAUACCGAGCAGGAGGACGAAACCAAUAUGAGUUUCUUGAAUCAAAGAGAUGAAAAUGAACCUAUGGACAUGGAUCAGAGCAACGGAUGA
Strongylus vulgaris is the source of this 318-nucleotide messenger RNA. Lineage: Eukaryota; Metazoa; Nematoda; Chromadorea; Rhabditida; Strongylidae. The record is from the annotation of a GenBank genome assembly.